AUGCUCUCUGCGCUAGUUUCAGGCUUCAUCUUUUACAACGUCGGCUGGUUCAUAUGUGUGCUGGACCUCUCCGAGGCUCGUCGGGACGGCGAGAAGGACAUCGGCUUCAUAGGAGAGCACUACCUCGGCGAGCCAGGCGACACCAUCGAAAUGGUGCUAGUAUGCCGCAAAGACCUGGACAUGUCGCCGGGCAAGCUUGCUUUGCAGUGUGGACAUGCGACGGUGGGGAUCUACAGGAGGCUGUGGAGGAAGAACAUUGGGAUCGUAAAGUCUUGGGAGGAUGCAGGGCAGAAGAAGAUCAUCCUAGAGGUCGCAGACGAAGAGAGCAUGCUGGCGGCGCAGAAGCAGGUAGGGGAGAAGGGAUUGCCCACGUUUUUCGUGCGAGAUGCAAGAGAAGAGUUUGUGGUGAGUUAG
Guillardia theta CCMP2712 is the source of this 414-nucleotide messenger RNA. RefSeq lists its product as hypothetical. Gene Ontology annotation, molecular function: peptidyl-tRNA hydrolase activity. The coding region runs from base 1 to 414 and encodes 137 amino acids. The transcript is spliced from 2 exons. Gene Ontology annotation, cellular component: mitochondrion; cytosol. The record is from RefSeq and is a predicted model, not a curated record. Lineage: Eukaryota; Cryptophyceae; Pyrenomonadales; Geminigeraceae.